This is a messenger RNA of Vespula vulgaris, 12531 nucleotides long. It is a transcript of the gene bark, whose product is annotated as protein bark beetle. NCBI's taxonomy places the organism in Eukaryota, Metazoa, Arthropoda, Insecta, Hymenoptera, Vespidae. Gene Ontology annotation, cellular component: membrane. Bases 1301 to 10150 code for a protein of 2949 amino acids. The record is from RefSeq and is a predicted model, not a curated record. The transcript has 27 exons.
GUGGCUAUCGCGAACGUCCACCCUCGUCUUCUGGAAGAAAAAAAAAAUCUUGUUUUUCUUCCUUUAAAAUUCGAUCCAACAACGUUAGUACCAAGUCACCAAACUCUUCGAUCAUUAUUCUAGAGUGAGAUAAAGUUAACGAUCGGCGUCAUUAAGGAGAACGCUAAAGAAGACGCUAUAGACGCUUUCUCUGUCUCUCUUUUUCUCUCUUUCUUUCUUUCUUUUCCUUCGAUUCUUUAAGAAGAAAUACAAGUGAUAAAAAGUAGCAAAGGAAAGGACAAGGACAAUCCGAUUGCGUUGCUUUUUUUUACCUUUCUCUUUUACUCUCUCCCUCUUUCUCUCUCUCUCUUUCUCUCUCUCUCUCUCUAUCUAUCUAUCUAUCUCUUUUUUAUAUUUUUAUUUGUGUCAUCCUCUUCAAGAGAAGGAAAGUUAACGUUCGAAUUGAAACGAUCGUGUGUGCUCGUAAUAGUGUUGGUUGUAGGUAGUGUUAGUGCAUUGCGCACGUGGAGUACCAAGUAUCUUUUAUUUAUUUAUUUGUUUCUUUUUUAAUCGUCUUUCUGCCGAUAUGUCGAAGAGGCAUCGUAGAUCGAUGCUCGAUCUUUCCAUUCACGGUGGAUCGAGAAAACAUGUACGUCGUUAGACUUUUUCAAAUACUAGAUUGCAAAGUGAGACUUUCUAUGUUUCGAGAAAAGAGUAUCCAUCCAAUCCAUCCAUCGCUAGAGUUCACGAAGUACGCCUGAGUUCACUCUGAAGCAUAACGUAACUGUUCUCCAGAAGAGCGCUGUGCCUCGUUAAAUUCUCUUCGAUAACGAUCUCACGAAGCAGCUCGAACAAGAGAACUCGAAAGGUUCCAUGAAGGACAAACAAACGCCGAGGGAAAGUAUACUACCGUUCUAAGCGUUGUCCGUGAGGAAAGAAAAACGGAGUACUCGAUUUAUCGUAGAUCGAUAUCGAGCAGAUUUUAAAGUAUCGUUAGGUCUUUGUAUACCUGGGGAACCUAAAGAAUCGCGAAAAAUAGAAAUCUUUUCGAUUGGAAAGGUUAGAGUGAUCGAGAAGAUCUAUAUCGAAUUGAUUUGGAAUGAAAAUAUCUUUAGAUGUCCGAGUAAAUUUGAAGAGUUAAAGAAUCAAGAGAAACAUUAGAGAAAAGUUAGAGAUCUUUUUUCUUAAACUGUACGAUCAUAGUUUGUCUAACGAGAGUGUACCAUGAUCGUUUCGUGAUCGAUGAUUCAUAGAGCGAAACUUGGACGUUUCAUAGACUCAUCCCAUACAGGGAAAAUCAUUUUUCGUUGAUCCUAGCCAGAUGAUUCUUACGAAGAUGAAUCUUUUUUUAUUGGUAUUCUCAAUCUCGAUUUUUACUAUCCUCGUCGAUGGACAAUUACGAGAGAGUACCGAACAGAACUCGAUUUAUUACACGGAACCUGCAUUGGUUAACUCGAAUAACACUGGGAACAAUUACGACGGAUUUACCGAGUUACAUGGUGUUAGAAUCGUAAGAGGACAAAAAGUGUUGCAAAGAGUUAAGAAUCCUUACUUGAUCAGAGAGGAUCUUUUCGUUGAAAAAGAUGGAGAAUUACUUAUUGAAGCUGGAGUCGAAAUACGUUUUGGUCCCAUGGUUGGAAUCACCGUUCGUGGCAUCAUUACUGCAAAGGGAGAGCCAGAAGCCCCGAUCGUAUUUACUUCAGCGGAAAUGGGCAUCGAAUCGACACCUGUUGAAUCGCCAGCUAUCGUACGGCUGGUUGAUGGCCCAUCUCCGUUGGAAGGAAGAUUGCAACUAUUUCAUCAAGGUCAAUGGCGUUCCGUUUGUACCAAUUCGCGAAAUUGGACUCGAGCAGAUUUAGAGACAGCGUGUAGGCAUCUUGGUUUUCAAGGUGGCCGAUGGUGGUCCUGGAUCGAUCGUCAAUGGCCAGCUAAACCACGUUUAUUAUAUGAACAACCACGUUGUCGUGGAACCGAAUCUUUUCUGACGCAUUGCGAGGGUUGGUCCGAGAGACAACUCGGUGGUGGAGUUUGUGACUAUCAUCUGGAUCUUGGCUUAUCUUGUUUACCACGACAUGAUGGAUCCACCAAAGCUAUUAAACACUGGCGUGGUAUUAGAUUUGAAGGAGCUCUUUACGAUCGACCAUUGAUUCAAGAAAAUACUCUCUAUGUAAGAAGAUCUAAAUCAAUUCUACGACACGUGAUCAUCCGUUACGCUGGUACUGGUAGAGAUUAUAACGUUACAUCGGCAUUAGAAGUCGAUGGUGUUCCACCUCGAAUGGAAUCGAUAUCUGUUCUUAACUCUGCUUUCACGGGUAUUAAUGUCACUACACCUGAAGCUCCUGUUGUGUUAACUAAUUGUACCGUGAAAAGAAAUAAAGGCUAUGGAAUUUACGUAAAUAGUUCAGACGGUAUGGCACACAUAGAUGAAUGUUCGAUACAAGAGAACGGAGCAGAUGGAAUAAAAUAUAUUCACCAUGACGAAAGAACGGAAGAUAAGCUGGAUAGGACAGGCAUUUUUGAUUUGUGUACUUUCCCAAGUACAACUAGUCAAACUUUUCCAGUGACGAUAUCCAUGGAACAAAGUAAAUAUACACCCAACACGAAACGUUGUCCACAACAUAUUUUCACACGGCCGGGUCACGUUCUGACUCUACACUUUUUACAAAUGCGAACGGACCGUAACGACAGUGCAGUUAUUGAGGUUUACGAUGGGAUUAGUGGCACGGAAAAAAUGUUAGCUAGUGUUAGAAUCAGAAAUAAUACGUUGCCUCAAAGUGUCACGUCUACUAGACAAGAUUUGUAUAUUAAAUUUAUUGCCCAGCCACGUACAAAUACGAUUGCUUUCGUCAGAUUAUCAUCAGGAUACAAAAAAACAUAUGAUCUCAACGUGACAGGUAGUACAAUUGCAAGUAAUAACGGUCGUGGUAUAGUAGCAGAAAAAUUAAGAUCGGCUCUUCACAUUCAUGAGACGUCAAUAUCUAGUAACGAACAUGCCGCUGGUGUACAUGUGUUAUAUGGUACAGCGGAUGUCAAUGUAACAGGCAGCCGAAUUUCCUUUAAUCAAGGAGACGGUAUAAAUAUCACCGUUACCGGUGGAAACCGCAACGUAUCAAGAACAAGCAUUUCUUCUAACAGUGGAUAUGGAUUUGCCGUGUGGCUUAAUGAUAGUUCAAGCACGGAGUACGUCUAUUUCAAUCAAACGACUGUGGUUGAAUAUUCACAGAUAUUUCGUAACAAGGAUAUAGGUGUCUUGGUUGGUAAUUCAACUGGAGAUUCUUAUGUUAAUGUGACAGGCAAUUCGUUUAAUACCAGCAUGGAUACAGCAUUGCAAGUGGAAUCCAGUUGGAAAGUAAACGAAGGAACGUUGAAGUUACAAAUUGGUCAUAACUCUUUUGUGCAAAAUAAAAAAUUAGGUAUCAAGUUGAGCCCAGCACUUAACUUAAAUGCUUUCAUCGAGUACAAUCAAUUCAGGGAACAUUCUAAUGGUGGAAUAUUGAUUAAAAAUCCACUUUACGAAAUUUUUAAUAUUCUACCAACAAACAUCACUAUCAGAUACAAUGAGUUCUAUGGGAAUCGUGGUGCUUUCGUUGUUAGCAUCGGUCUUUCACCUUACAGCGACGUACAGAAUUUAUUAUUUACGAAAAACUUCUUACGAGAGAAUCGCGUAAGAGAAUUAUUUGAUAAUGGCGAUGUUGUAACGUCCAGACUUGUUCCACGUUCUCGAGUAGCCGCUGUUGUUGUCGUUUCUUCGAGCAAUGUGAAAGUUUUUCGUAAUAUUCUACAUAAUCCCGAAUCGCCUUACGAGAUUGGUUCGCAUUUGGAAGAUCAAAGUAAGAUUAUAAAUUGUACGUUCAAUUGGCUCGGAUUUACGGAAGAGAAUAAAAUAUUUGAAAGACUGUUUCACAGAAAAGACAGAUAUACUCUUGCUAAGAUCGAAUAUAUUCCUUAUCUACUUCAUAGUAGCAAUCCUGGUGCAAAUACGAUUAUCUCGAAUCCAAUGUUCGUUCCAAGAUUUGUAACACCCGAUACAAAUUUGGUCGGUGGUGAAGUCGACGGUCAAGAAGUAUUAAAACCAGGAGAGUACAUCGUAGAACGUGAUAUCAACGUGAGACCAGGUGGCAAGUUGGUGUUACAAUCUGGUGUUACUUUACGUUUUCCUCCAGCUGUAGGAAUGAUGGUAGCCGGUCAAUUGGAUGCACGUGGAAAACGGCCAAGCGAUAUUCGGUUUACUUUGAAGGAAGAUAUUUCUAUGGAGUCACAGAAUUCUAGUAUCUUAGAAGAGACACCUCAAUCUUCUCCAAUGGAUUCUAUACCAGUGAGAUUGUUAGGAGGUAAAACGAAUUUAGAAGGAAGAUUACAGGUUCGGAUAGGUGAAAAAUGGGGCACCGUUUGUAAUUACGGAUGGACAAUUCUCGAUGCAUCCAUUGUUUGUCAUCAACUAGGCCUCACGCUUGAUCCAGAUAAUUGGUUCAUAGAACGCUCGCAAAUUCCCAACGCAGGAAUCAACGAGGACAUCCUUCUUACGAACGUACGUUGUACCGAGGGUGACAACGAUAUUUCUAAAUGUAGAGCAGAGACGAUAGUAGACUUUGAGAAUUCUUGUACACACGAUAACGACGUAGGUGUAAGAUGUUCCGAACCAGCAUGGGCUGGUUUAAGAUUAGGUCCUUUGGCUCAGAGAAGCGAUUUACAAUUCGUAACUAUCGAAAAGGCUGGCUUGUUGGAUUAUACUACGAACUUGUUCAAGUCAGCUUUACAAAUCGACUUCGCGAGACAUUCGUUGGAAGGUGUGAAAAUUGUUAACAAUCUCCAAGAUGGCUUGGGUAUUUUAUAUUCUGACAUAUAUUCAGCCGAUGCCGUAAAUACAAUUAGAAAUUGCGAAUUUUCUCAAAAUGGUGGAAGCGGUAUAAGUUUCAAGCAACUUGGCAUGCGCGUGAUCAAUUCUAGAAUAGAAAAUAAUAAAGUAGCAGGUGUUAGACACAAUCCUGCUUUAUCUGCCGUUCAACAAAGAGAGUUGGCUGGGUGGUUUGCUCGUUUACCAGAAUAUUCAACAGAAUCCUCAUACGAUCCAAUAAUUAUACCACAAGCUGACACGAAAAUUAAUCUUGAUAAUUGGCAGACCAAAUAUAUCAUUACCGAUAGAGUGAAAGGCGAGUCGUUGCAUCAGUUUAUCGAGAUCACGUGCACUCCUGGUUAUGUCAUUGGUAUACAAUUAUUAAAUCCGAUAGAAAAUCGCAGUACGGAAGAGAUUACAAUACACGAUUCGCAAGAUAUUUAUCAGAAAAGAAACAUUUGGCACAUGAAACGUAAUCUAACAAUUUUUCCUGUCGCCUCUAGUUCGUUUGCUGUUAUAUUGGAAUACGAGAGUGGUGAAAGUGCUCUUGGAGGUGCCGUUAUAGUAAUUUCAUCGUUAUUAGCACCAGUUCAAAACACGAAAAAUAAAAUAAUCAGUGGCCCAAUACCUUCGUUGAUCGUAUCCAAGACAAAAAUCAAGGGUAACAGAAAAGGUGUAUUAGCUUCUUAUUACAAUCGUUAUAUAGACGAAGUUGGUGAUCAUUUUCUACGAAAGGCCAACGAGACCAUACAAUUUAUCGGCUGCGAAAUUUCACACAAUCAAGAAGAAGCGAUUUACGUUCAUUCGCCUCAUUGGAACAUUUAUGAGAUUGACUUAUCCGAGAUCGCUAUUCAUUUGAACGAUACUUUGAUCACCGAUAACGGGAAAGGAAUAUCACAGUUCAGUCGUGACGCAAGACACUCGAAUAAUCUCUUUCAUUGGAUAAUGCAGGAUAGUACGAUCGAAAGAAAUCGUGCUGGAGGUUUCGAAGUCACUUUGCCGGAUGUCUGGCAAUAUAAUGAAAAUUUCACUCAUACUCUUUACUUCGAUAACAAUACUUGGCGUGACAACGAUCAGUUUAGCUUCGUGAUCGAUGGACAUUUUGCUACGUUGAACGUGUCACACAAUCGUUGGGAUGGAAAUCGUUGUAAAAACGGUCUGAUAUCGAUUCGCGGUAUGGAGAAAAAAAUAAAGAUGAAUAACAAUAGAAUCGAAGCUAACAACGGUGCCUACAUGGUGGAAUUCAAGGCCAACAGUCAAUCAGAAAUUUUGGGUGACGUUACUGCACGUUUUUAUUUCAAUGAGAUCAAACGAAAUCGACACGAUAAUUAUGCCGUGGGAUCACGUAGAUCUUACGAUGGUCCUAGUUACGUAGUUGGUUUUCACGGUAUACAAAAGGUUCGAGUCAAUAGAAAUCUUUUUGGCGAUAAUUCUAUGGAUUACGAGCUUCUUGCUGGUAUCAGAACUGCGAAGAUUAAUAAUGGAGUCGAUGUUUCCGAAAAUUGGUGGGGUACUUCCGAUGAUGCUGUUAUCAGACGUAGGAUUUUUGAUUUCGACGAUUGGAACAAUCACGCUGUAGCCAAUUAUCGACCCUACUUGAUGAGCGACUCCUUAGACGCAUCGAUUUCAGCAUCAUGGCAAAUCGGAGUGGAAGUUAAUUUGGAUAACUUGGGUGGUCGAAUAAUCGAAAGUUUAACGUUGUAUUCGAGAACGGAACCAUACGUGAUCAAAUCCGAUCUAACUAUCAUGCCACAAGCUACAUUACAUAUUCAUCCAGACGUGAUCAUGGAAUUUUCACCUAACGUUGGUAUUUUGGUACUGGGUACAUUGAAAGCUAUCGGCAUGCCUGGUCAUGAAAUCAUUAUGAGACCUAUCAAACGUAAUGCUACGGUUCCAUUAUCAGUUAUUCCAAUAUCAGCACCUAUGAGAACUUCUAACAAACUUGUUUCAAUGUCUGACGAUAUGAUUCGCUUAUGCAAAGAUACUCGUUGCUCUUCUUCUUAUAACGAAGGAUUCGUAGAAGUUUUUAAUAAAACGACACUACAAUGGAUUCCAAUUUGUGACGAACGUUUCACUGAACGUAACGCUCAAGUAGCUUGUCGACAACUCGGUUAUGAUUCUUUAAACGUAUAUGUGUCAUAUGAUCGUAGAUACGAAUUACAUCCUGGCUCAUUGACACGUGUCUGGUCUUGGCCAGAACCAUUACAAUGUUCUGGAAACGAAGAGAAUCUCGAAGAAUGUCAAAUCCGAUUGAACGGUCAAUUCUUUGGACAUCGACACGAAUGCCAUUGGGAUGGACAAUUCGUUUUUCUUCAUUGUGGUAAAAGAAACAUUGCCGAUGAUUAUGAUUAUUGGGCUGGAAUACGAAUAGCUAAUAGCGAAUUUGAACAUCAUCUUUAUGAACAUCGCAUUCAUGAUGUUGUCACUCAUGAAACAAUUAGAAGGGUUGAAUCUGUAUUGAAGUAUAUCAAUAUCACUGGAGCUGGUAUUUUGCAUAAUGAAAAAUCUGCUGCUUUGCAAUCGAUCAUGAAAUCACCUACGAUCAUGCACGUUAAUAUAGAACGUAGUGCUUAUCAUGGUAUAAAUGUUAUAUCACCGACUCAUACAGUCGACUUGUUGUUUAAUACUAUUAAGAAUGUUCUUGGAAAUGGAGUCAACGUACUUUCUUUAACUGGCGAGGGUCGGGAAGCUGAUGAAAGUUCAUUCACACCAAUCAAAGAUCUAAAUGUUCCUUAUCAUUUGUUCAGUAUGAUCGAUAUUUGUGAUACUGCAAAAGAAAUAACGAUUGAGGAACGUGUUAUUAUAUACUAUAGAUAUGAUAAUCAUCCAGUGAAUUGCGUGAAGAUUUUCCGUAGUCCUUAUAGAACCAAACCAUUUGGUUUCAGACUUCUACAAUUCAAUCUUUUUAAUUCCACUGGAAAGCCAGGUCGAGCAGAUGGUAUCACUUUGUAUGACGGAGACAUUUACAAUGUUACUGCUAAAGUAAUAGGUCAUCUUGAAGUUGACAGUCCUCACGAGAAGAAAUUGUUUAAAACUCGUGAACCAAGUCUCAGUGUACGACUUUUCGCAAAUGGUGCAAGUAACACACAUGGUUUUAUUGCAGAGAUUGUGACUCUUCCAAUUUCUGCUAUUGGCUUCAAUCGAGAUGUACAACACAAUAUCUCAUAUUCAGUUAUUUCCAAUUGUCGAGAAGGUGCUGUUAAAUAUGCAAGUGCUGGCGAAGUAAAUGCAAUAAUGACUCUUGAACGUAAUCAAUUCACAAAUAAUUGUGAAAAACUUUAUGGUAACUUUUCAACUUGUAAAUCAGCGAUAUGGUUAGACGUUCAGAAUACACAAUCAUUAUAUUUUAGAAAUAAUUUGGUGCGUCAAAAUCAAGGUGGACUCUCCAUCCGAGCUGACUCAAGAGGAUCUGCUACUUCUUUGAAAGGCUGGAUUCAUAAUAAUCUUUUUGCAGAGAAUUUUAAUAAACCUGCUCUAUACGUCGAAGGUCGUCACAGUAGUCCUUAUCAAGAGAUAACGAUAUACAGAAAUUACUUCACGAAAAAUAAUGCUCCCUAUUGUAACAAUAUCGUUUUGAAACAAGUGGUCAGCAAUAUGAGCUUAAAUUAUCUUCAUGCUAAUCUUGGUUUACAUCUUCUUGAAAUUUCGGGAUUCGAACGUGUACGUUUACCGAUAUAUCAAAGCACUUCUCAUAAUGGAUUCUAUAAAAACUAUGCAGUUGAUCGAGAAGGACGUAGUACUAUUAUUGCUGGUACUCCAGGACAAAGAUAUGUUGAUAACGUUUUCUUUAAUCCUGAUAACGAUUAUGAAAUACUUACUAUAAAUAGAUCACAGGAAUUAGAAAUGUGGAGAUCUCAUGUAGAUGCUCGUUACAAUUGGUGGAGUUACAACGAAACCUUGGCCGUAGCUGGAAGAAUUCGAGAUCGUGGUGAUUCUUCAGAAUUGUUACAGGUUGAUUAUCAACCUUUCCACAUGAACAAUAAGUCCGUGUUAAGUGGUAAAUGUCCACCUGCUUGGGACUUAGUUGGUGAUACUUGUUACAUUUAUAUCGGUGCACCUAUGGACUUUUACAGUGCACGUGAUUUUUGUCGAGCAGCAAACGCAUCGAUGCCUUUCAUCAUGGGUGAUUAUUUAGAACUUUGGAGAUUUUUAAAAAAACAACAAGAACGUUUUGAUUAUUCUGAACGUGUUUGGGUUCAACAACUCGAACGUGUUGAUCAAUGUACUAUUUUUACCUAUCAAACUAUCGAGGUAGAUUAUUGUGCUCAACCUAAUCCUUUCCUCUGUGAAAUUGAUCCUAAAGUUUACAUCGAUCCACUCUCAUGGAGAAAGGAUAUCGUUGCUGUAGGAGUAUUGGGAGCUUUAGGUGUAGCAUUGGCUUUGUUAACAGCUGCCAUUGUAUUAUGGGUGUCUAAAUCGAAAAAACGAAAACUCGAACGAUUAGAAAGGCGAAAUUCUAUUCGUCAAUCUUUGCAUUCUCUACGGUCAGUUGGUUCAACGUCUGGAUUUACAGAAUUGGCUUAUCGGCGAAAACCUAUUGCAACGAAACAAUCAACAGACACAUUAAACUCCAAAUCGUUAGAUUACAAAAGGAUGCUUAAUGGUGGAAGUAUAGACUCCAUGGACAAAUCUCAAUUAAAUUCUUCCAUGGAAGAUAAUCAAAGUUAUGACGUAUACGAGGCACAUAAUCCACGAUAUUCUCCAAGUACAAGUGACUUUAAGAAUACCGUACAAACUUACUCUACUGCACAAAGUACAGAAAAUCCAGUAUUCGACUUGACCUAUCGUAACGAAGGCUUUCGGAAUCAUUCAACAUUUGCUUCAAGAAACAACAGUGACUGGCCAUUGGAUAGUACCACUGAUGCUGUACCUGAAAAUAGUCAAAACACUGAUAAUGUUAACGAAAGUUCUUACCUCAACAAUGCUUCUACGUUACCUUUACACUCGAGUCUAGCCUUGACAGAUUCCAUGAGUGAAUUAAAGCGUGACAUUGAAACUACAGCUGGUUAUGGACAAGUGGAUUAUGAUAAAAUUCGUAACUACGAUACAGCAACUUUAACACCGAGUCAAGCAUCCGAACCUGUUCCUGAAUAUCCAUCAGACUUCAAUCCUCCUCUUCCACCUCAUCCUUAUCAUUAUGAUCAAGAAAGUCGACCAAGAAGCGAAGCUCUUCUCGAAACAAAUUUAGAUAUCGGCGAAGAGAAACCUCUUCGUUCCAAGAGCGAAGUUUUAUUAGAAACAAAUCUCGAUUCGUUUUUGGUAAGUGAACCAACCGAGCUGACUCAACUCUCAGCUGGUGCACGAAGCAAGAGUCAACCUUUGGAGACAGCUAUGUAGAAACUCUAAUCGAGUCAUCUAUUCGCGAAUUUACGCGAGAAUAUGAGACUGUAAGAAUUUUGUUACCUCGUUUACCUUACGAAUAACACGUUCACUAAAGCUUUCACAUCGAACGAAAGCAUCUUAUCAAACGUUGGUACUUGAGUAAAAAAAAAAAUCUUUUCGUGUGAUCUUCCUCGAGUGAAAAUGCGGUGCAAUAUAACAAUUGCAUUUUAUAAAUGAUAAUAAUAAUAAUAGUAAUAAUAAUAAUAAUAAUAUUAAUAGUAAUAAUACAAUUAUAAAGAGAUCUCAAUACUCGAACGUCGUGUUGUACCUUUGAUCCUGAUGAUUUAGGAUCAACGAACGAUCGGAUUUUCGCACGAAUACAUAGAUUUGUGCAAUGUGCCUUGAACUCUCGCACAGAAAUUCUUUUUACUCCAAAGAAGACUUUUUUUCCUUGUUAGCUGAACUUGAACUCUUUUCUCUAUGAGUUUAUUAUAUCAAGCAUACUUGUCGUUUUCUGAUUUAGCGAGUGAGUCGAACAAUGUGAAUGAUGAUACAAACGUUUUGUUUGUUAAUAAUCAUCGAAUAUAUAUAAUUUGUUAUCAAUUAUUUAAGAUUAUGUUUGAUUAUUUUUAUUUAUGAUCUAACCGAACAAUGUCAAGAAAUUAGAUUACAAUCGUAUCUGACAAAUAUGUGACGUUUUUAAAUCAAACGAUCGAUUUAUAGAUUGACACCGUAUAUUAACGUCUACGUAAAAGAAUUUAUGUAAACCUACGAUGAUUUUAAUACUGCCAAUCAUGCCCAAAAGAGUUCUGCCUUCUCGAUGAGUGAGAAACUCGCCUAAGUAGUCCAAAUUGUGAUACAUAAACUCGAGCGAGUCUAAAGUAGUAUACACUCUAGGUUUAAUUAUUAAUUGUUAAUUCACUCUUCGUUAUAUCAUCAAUUAAGAAAAUGAUUCAUUGAACGAGUCUAUUGUUAAGAAGGACUAUAUCAUUCAAUGCAAAAUUAUGACUAUUUUUAACGAACAAAACUGAUAGGAUAGACUCGAUUGGAAAUAAUCAAAAUUUUUUCUUUUAAUGAAUAAGUUUAAAAAUUUUAUACAUGUUUUAUAUAAUUUUAUAUAUAUGUGUGUGUGUGUGUGUAGAUAUAUAUUUGAACUUAACCGAAUCAUUUAUUCGAUGUGGUCCUUCUUAAACAAAAUGAUGAUCUCGUGAAAAAAAAGAAACAUCAUAAAUAUUAUAACUAAAUAAUCCGUCCGUUUGUUAUAAGUUUAUCUUGUGUGUAAAAGCACAAAUUUGAGCGAGAAUUAUCUUUCUACGAGAGACAUUAUAUAUAUAUAUAUUUUAUAUAUAUAUAUGUAUAUAUAUGUGUGUAUAUAUAUAUGUAUGUAUAUAUAUAUAUAUAUGAGGUUCAUUUCAAAUAUCUUCCUUAAAGUGAAACACAUUUUAAAGUAAAAAAAAGUCACAAAUUUUUCAAAUGAACCAUUAUAUAUAUGUAUACUAUAUAUAUAUAUAUAUUAUAUAUAAACAAUUAAAUAUUAUACAUAUAAUUAUAAGAUAAUAGAUUAACACAAUGAAGUUAAACUUCAUUCAUUUCUUUCUUUUUCUUUUCUUUUUUACAAUGAAACAGCGAUAUAACUAUAAUUGUAUUACUUCCACGAAACUUACCUUUUACCUCUAUUUUAUAUAUGUAUAUGAUUCGUAUUAAUUACAUAUAUUUAUAUAUCUAUAUAUUUUUUCUCGAUUCGUGGAUUUUCACUAUGCAUGUGUAUGCACGAAAAAAAAAAUAAGAACAAAAAAUCGAGCUAAGACAAAUGAACAAACAAUAAAUAAAUAAAUAAAUAAAUAAAUGAGAUUUUUGCAAUGAACAUUAGAAAGAUCUAUGUAUAUAACUUCAUUUCAUCCUGUCAAUAUGGUUUAUGGUAUAACAAGAAAAAAUCAAAUGCUUUCAAAACAAUAUCGAAUAUAUUAAUAUUAAUAUCGUCAAUAUAACAUAAUUAUAUAAAUAUCGAAUUCAGGUUACUAUUUUAUCGUCGCCGUCCUGGCUGAGGCUGUAAACGAAGAAGGAGAAUUGGCGAUGAUCAUUUCGAUUUGACGAAAUCGCAAAUUAUUUGUGCGUCGGUGAUUACGAGAAAGUGGUCUAAGUAAAAAAUUUUUGAAUAAAAUUUAUUUAUUGCAUAAUUCGUAUAAUUGGAUUAUCGCUAUUACGAAUUAUGCAAUGAACGAUUUUUUUAUUUUUUUAUUUUUUACCUAGAUCACGUUUCUACAAUCACUGGCUCAUUUAUAUGUAGAUGAUAGAGGAUAUGCACUAUGUGCGACGUUAUUUAAAUUAAAAAAAAAAAAACAGGGCGUAGAAAGAGGAGAGAGAGAGAGAGAGAGAGAGAGAGAGAGAGAGAGAGA